AUGCUGGCGCCCAAAUACAUCAAGGCCACGCGCAAGAAUAACCGCAGCCCGAAGGUGUUGAACCACCUCUUCUUGGCGCAGGAGCUCCGCUGCUCGUCCGUGACGGACUUGAAGUUUCACGCCGAACACGGCGCGGACGCAGGCGCGGACGCCCGCUCCGACACUGGCUCGCCGGAGCCCGGCGCCGACUCCAAGGCGCCCGCCAACCUGCACGAGAUCUUGGCCAUGGAGUUCUCGCGGGACGGCAAGUACUUGGCCGCGGCCGGGCGCGACUCGCGCAUCCGCGUGUGGCAGGUGAUCGCGUCGCCGCUCAGCAGGCUCAAGUACAAGAACUUCGAGAGCGCCCACGACGAGGGCGGCGGCCGGCAGAAGCAGAAGGCGUACGCGGGCGCGCCGGUGUUCCUCCAGGAGCCUGUGCGCGUGUUCGAGGGCCACCACAACUCGGUGCUCUGCCUUGACUGGAGCAAGAACAACUUCUUGCUUUCCGGCAGCAUGGACAAGACCGUCAAGCUCUGGAACAUCGAGCGUGACGAGUGCCUCGAGACGUUCCGCCACUGCGACUUCGUGACCGCGUUGCGCUUCCACCCGACGGACGACCGCUUCUUUGUCAGCGGCGCGUUGGACAACCGGCUCCGGCUCUGGCUGAUCUUGGAGCACUCCGUGGCGUACAUGAACGACUUGGGCGACAACGCGUUGAUCACGGCGUUGGAGUUCACGCCGCUCGGCAACUACUGCGUUGCGGGCGGCUUUAACGGCCUGCUCUUUGCCUUGGAGACGCAAGGCCUCCUGCUAGUCAAGCGCAUCGAGGUCACGCGCCGGCCCAGCAACGCGGGCCACUCGGCACACAGCACUACCAUCAGCGGCAUCAAGGUGUUCGAGAACCCGACCUGCGCAGACGUGCCCAGCCUGGCGCUCACCAAGUGGAAUCUCUUGAUCACCACCAGCGAUUCCACGGUGCGGCUCGUGGACUUGUCGCUCCGCAAGUUGGUCACGCGCUUCAAGGGCAACUCCAACCACAGCUCGUCCAUCGUGGCCAGCUUGAGCGAGGACUGCCGGUACAUCGUGUGCGGCUCCGAGGACCAUUGGUGCUAUGUGUGGGAGAACAACAACGCGGUGAUCAACAGCAAGUUGCGCUCGUCCAUCAAGGAGAUGCUCCUCGACGGCCGCAACCAGCUCGACGAGAAGCACAAGCGGAUCUCGCGCCUCCUCCACGACAACAUGCUCUGGAAGAAGUUGCCCAUGCAGAUGUUCCUCAAGGACGAGAACGGCAAGAAGUACAUUGCCAACAACAACUAUAGCUACUCAGCGUUCCACGCGCACAGCUCGCGCGUCAACGUGGCGCUAUUUGCCCCGGAGAAAAGCAAGCGUCUCCUCCAGUUCGCGGACGACAAGAUCUUCGACCUUGUCAAGCGCGGCACGCUGUUGACCGGAACUCAAGGCAGCGAGCUCACCGGCGAGCCGCCCUGGGGCUCGGACCACAUCAUAGUCACCGCGGACGUCACCGGCCUAAUACGAGUGUUCCGCCAGGACCCCGCUCACCACAUCAGGAAGAACCUUCUUGAGUUGGCGAAA
This is a messenger RNA of Metschnikowia bicuspidata var. bicuspidata NRRL YB-4993, 1572 nucleotides long. RefSeq lists its product as uncharacterized. Lineage: Eukaryota; Fungi; Ascomycota; Pichiomycetes; Serinales; Metschnikowiaceae. Gene Ontology annotation, molecular function: protein binding. The transcript has a single exon. The annotation marks the transcript as partial. The record is from RefSeq and is a predicted model, not a curated record.